Molecule: messenger RNA, 848 nt
Organism: Corticium candelabrum
Lineage: Eukaryota; Metazoa; Porifera; Homoscleromorpha; Homosclerophorida; Plakinidae
Product: OCIA domain-containing protein 1-like
Exons: 6
Coding region: 5-739 (244 amino acids)
Cellular component (GO): endosome
Source: RefSeq, a predicted model, not a curated record
CAAGAUGAGUGCAAAGCAAGAAACUGAUAGAGGAGGUUUGAAUCAAGUUCCAGGACGUUUGAAGUUUACACCUGAAGAAGUUGCUGUCCUCCGUCGCUGCCGUUUUGAUUCUACAGUCUACAGAGGGCUUCCAGCGGGGAUUGCAAGCGCCUACGUCGUGAGAACUUUGUGUCGUUCUGGUGUUUUUGGUAAUCUUGGCAAGAGAUUUCCGGCUGUCCUGUGGUCAAGCGCUUUGGGUAUUGGUUUCUAUGCUGGUGUAGCUUCCUACCAGCAAGCUUGUUUCGACCAGAUUAUGAAGUUAGAAAACUCAACUUUGGCUGAACAACUUCGUGCACGCGAAAGGAUAAAGAGAGGGGAUGUUCCAUUGGAUUCUAGCCCAUCUCUUCUACAGUCAUCAAAGUCAGAAAGACAUGUUCAUACACCUUCAGAGAUGGAAAUGUUGACACCACAAGCUGAUGCCUAUGACCCUCCACCUGAUACCUAUCAGAACUACUCAACACAGACUGAUUUACUUUCUGAGAAAGAAUCGGAAAGCAUCAAGGCAAAGCGCUCAACUUCAUUUGAUGAAAUACGAGCCCAGCAUAGGCGACAGCGAGGUGAACAAUAUAGCAGAAUUCCACCACAGGAUGUACAAUCUCCAUCCAGCAGUCAUGUACAAAAUAAUUCUCGUCGUGACCACCAGAAUGACCGUAUUCCAAUCACAAGUAAUAACAAGUAUGGUGAUGUUGGCUGGGAAUAGAAUUUGACUCUAGAUGGAAAUGUUUGACUGUAUAUCGUGUUAAUUAAACAUGGACAUCAAAUGAGUGUCGUGAUAGUUUCAAGAAAUUGAACACAUUAUUGCAUCUUGA